GAUUUAUCACAGAGAAUUACCACAGUGGCCAGACAAAGGCUUUUUGCUUCAUCGACUCUCUCUCACACACACACUGCCCUUCGGUCAAUGGCUUCUUGGAACACUAGUUAAGAGCUAGUAACAAGGAACCUUACCGAUUAGCAGUCAGAUCAUAUGAAGUCCUCAUUCUUUUGGCGAGGCUUUCAGGCGGCUGAUUUGAAUGCACUCUUACCAAACAAAUUUCUUAGAGCAUUUACUGAGGUGACUGAAGAGAGACUGAAUUCUGGGACUAAAAUUGUUCUCUUAUCGCAUUCGACUUGUAAGCAGAGAAACAGAGAAAAAAGAUGGGUGAGGAGCUUAUUGAGCUUAAAUUCCGCAUUUAUGAUGGGACAGAUAUAGCACACAGUACCUACGCGUCAUCUAUGACUGUUGCAAAUCUUAAGCUAAAGAUUGUUGUGGGGUGGCCCCGAGACAAAACAAUAGCACCAAAAUCAAUAAAAGAUUUGAAACCUACACAUGGUGGUAGAGUUCUGGAAAACAACAAAACUCUCGCUGAUUCCAGGAUAACAAUUGGCGACCUUCCUGUUGGUUUUAUCAUAAUGCACGUGGUACUACAGCCAGCUAAAGGAAAAAAUAAGACAGAAAAGAGCCAGGAGGAUAAGCAGAAGCUGAAUUCAUGCGGGUGUGUUAUUCUUUAAUCCGUAAGCAAUUUCCCUAAUGGGUGUGUCAACUUGUCAUCGGAAAA
Messenger RNA from Hibiscus syriacus, 724 nucleotides. RefSeq names its product membrane-anchored ubiquitin-fold protein 3-like. NCBI's taxonomy places the organism in Eukaryota, Viridiplantae, Streptophyta, Magnoliopsida, Malvales, Malvaceae. The coding region runs from base 324 to 677 and encodes 117 amino acids. The transcript has 5 exons. The record is from RefSeq and is a predicted model, not a curated record. Gene Ontology annotation, molecular function: protein binding.